Adineta steineri is the source of this 588-nucleotide messenger RNA. The record is from the annotation of a GenBank genome assembly. Lineage: Eukaryota; Metazoa; Rotifera; Eurotatoria; Adinetida; Adinetidae.
AUGGCGAAAUCAACUAUGACAACAAAAGAAGCAUUGGCAAAAUGGGAAGAAAAAACACAACAGAAACCAAAUGAAUCAAAAGAAGUUUUACUUUAUGGACAAUUUCCACCAAUUGAUAAAAUGGAUGCAUCAAUUUCAACAUUAACUGCUUGCGAAAAAUUAUCAUUAUCAACUAAUAUGAUUGAAAAAAUAGCUAAUCUUAAUGGUUUAAAGAAUUUAAAAAUUCUUUCACUUGGCCGAAAUUUAAUAAAAAAUCUUGUUGGUUUGGAAGCUGUUAGUGAUACACUUGAAGAAUUAUGGAUAUCCUAUAAUCAAAUUGAGAAAUUAAAAGGUAUUGGUGGUAUGAAAAAAUUACGAGUACUCUACAUGAGUAAUAAUAUCGUUAAAGAAUGGGCUGAAUUUUCAAAAUUAGCAGAAUUACAAACACUUCAAGAAUUAGUUUUUACCGGAAAUCCAUUACAUGAAAAAUUCUUAGAAGAUAAUGAUGGUAAACAAGAAAUUUGGCAAGCUGAAGUUCAAAAACGUUUAAAACCAUUGAAAAAACUUGAUGGUUUACAUUGUAUUCGUGAACAAGAAGGUGGUGAAUAG